UCAGGCAGUGUUUGAAGUCAGAUCUAGUUUGGGUCCUCGCGCUUCACUUUGCCGCGGUGCAUGCUGGGUCUUUCCUUUCCAUCCCGGGCUGCUCUCCGUCGUUAUGGGGAAGUGUCGAGGUCUGCGUACAGCCAGGAAGCUGCGGAACCACCGCCGCGAGCAAAAGUGGCACGAUAAGCAGUACAAGAAAGCCCACCUGGGCACAGCGCUGAAGGCCAACCCCUUUGGUGGAGCCUCGCAUGCCAAGGGCAUCGUUCUUGAGAAAGUCGGCGUGGAAGCCAAGCAGCCAAAUUCUGCUAUCAGGAAGUGUGUGAGAGUUCAGCUCAUCAAGAACGGCAAGAAGAUCACUGCCUUCGUCCCAAAUGACGGCUGCCUCAACUUCAUCGAGGAGAAUGACGAGGUUCUGGUGGCAGGUUUUGGGCGUAAAGGUCACGCUGUGGGUGACAUCCCUGGUGUGCGCUUCAAGGUGGUGAAGGUGGCCAACGUGUCCCUGCUGGCGCUCUACAAAGGCAAGAAGGAGAGACCGAGGUCAUAAGGAGUCACUGCAGAACUGAAAUAAACAUGUUCAAU
Messenger RNA from Thalassophryne amazonica, 570 nucleotides. It is a transcript of the gene rps23, whose product is annotated as ribosomal protein S23. The transcript has 4 exons. Lineage: Eukaryota; Metazoa; Chordata; Actinopteri; Batrachoidiformes; Batrachoididae. Gene Ontology annotation, molecular function: structural constituent of ribosome. The record is from RefSeq and is a predicted model, not a curated record. Bases 104 to 535 code for a protein of 143 amino acids. Gene Ontology annotation, cellular component: ribosome; cytosolic small ribosomal subunit. Gene Ontology annotation, biological process: translation.